CCGAAUCUAGACCCAGCGACAUUACGGGCGUCCCCUUGCCAUUCAUUCGUCCUCAUCUUUCUAAGCUCCCUGUUCUAUGUCCUUGAGCCAUCCACCAGGCCUAGCCUGUUGAGCUGGCUGUUUAGGUCUUCAAGUCAGUAUGUCGGGCUCAUCCUCACCCGGAUUAUUACGUCUGAUUGGCUGCGUCCAACGAGUCCUAGUAUCCCAAGUAUCACUUCCCUCGCCCUCACAUUAACCCGCGCCGCAAAUUCCUUAGUAUUAUGGCAAAUCGAGCCAGCAACGCACGCUUGCACUUUUGCAAGAUCAGACCCUUGGUAUCUGGACCAUACUGCCGACAGGUACGGCUUAUCACACCACAACCACGCAGGAGGGCAACCCGUAUGGAACCCAGCAAGGUUCAGUACGAAUUUGUGGAAGAAGUUGAGCGCCUGGACUACUACGUUCCUGGAGGCUACCACCCUACCAUGAUUGGUGAUGAGCUUGGUGCAGGUCGAUAUGUUGUCGCUCACAAACUCGGGUUCGGCCGCUCCGCCACAACUUGGCUAGCAGAGGACAGAAACCAAGGACAGCUGGUUGCUCUCAAGAUCUCUACCGCGGAGUCAGCUGAACGAACGCAUGAAUUGCAGAUUCUUUUGCAGCUAGCUAAGGCCGAGUCCGAGCUCCCUGGAAAGGAGUCUGCGCAGAAUCUGAUCGAUUCUUUCACGUUCUCAGGACCAAAUGGCACUCAUCGGUGUUUAGUUACGGAUGCGGCUAGGGUUAAUCUUGAUGAAGCGAAGGAUGCUGCCUAUCAUCGGCUCUUUCAUCUUCCUACUGCUCGAGCCAUUGCCGCGCAGCUCAUCCUCGGUGUGCAGUUCAUCCAUUCUCAAGGUAUCGUUCACGGUGACCUCCACCUUGCAAAUAUCCUUCUUCGCUUGCCAUCUGAUAUGCGAGACAUGACUCUUGAGCAGCUACGUGCUAAGACACGCGAGCCCGCAAGAAUUCCUGUCAUACGUGAAGAUAGCGCUCCCCUUGAUUUAGGAGUUCCUCCAGAAAUCAUCGUUCCCGUUUGGCUUGGGCUAGGUAGUGACGAGAUAUCCCUCGCGGACUCCGAAAUCAUGAUUGCAGAUUUUGGAGAAGCAUUCGAUCCUCAAAUAACACAGCAGUUUACAGCUCAUACACCGCUCCUGAUCGCACCGCCGGAAUCUCGCUUUGCAGAGCCAGGGGGAACUGAUGACCCGCUAUCCUUCCCGGGGGAUAUAUGGACGCUUGCGUGCACGGUCUGGGAUAUUCUCGGAGACAGACCCCCCUUUGAAGCCUUCCCCGCCACAUCGGAUGAGGUUACCAUUGAGCAUGUUGAACUGCUAGGCCAACUUCCAGAACGGUGGUGGAGGAGGUGGGAAAAGAGGAGGGAUUGGUUUGAUGAGGAUGGACGCAAGAAUGUGAAAGAGUCCCUUCGUCAAUGGUACCUGAAUAGCACCAGGGACUGGAACCAGCGAUUCUCGGAUUCUAUUCAGAAGCCCCGGGAGAGGAAGAAGUUCGAUAUCUUCUCCGCAGAGGAGGAAAAUGCGUUUCGUAAUAUGAUAAAGUCGAUGCUGGUGCUCGAGCCAAGUGAAAGGGCGACAAUCGAGGAAGUGGUGCUUUGUGAGUGGAUGCAGAGAUGGGGCCUGCCGGAGGUGCAAAAAAUGCGAGAUGCACUACAACAGAUGGAAAACAUUUGAACUAAUGUGAAAGUAUAUUCCUUAUCAAUGGUGUCGAGCCUAAUAGAGCUUUUAAGUAAUG
Aspergillus ibericus CBS 121593 is the source of this 1758-nucleotide messenger RNA. Its product is annotated as kinase domain-containing protein. Gene Ontology annotation, biological process: spliceosomal complex assembly; protein phosphorylation; regulation of mRNA processing. Gene Ontology annotation, molecular function: ATP binding; protein kinase activity. Bases 381 to 1697 code for a protein of 438 amino acids. NCBI's taxonomy places the organism in Eukaryota, Fungi, Ascomycota, Eurotiomycetes, Eurotiales, Aspergillaceae. The record is from RefSeq and is a predicted model, not a curated record. The transcript is spliced from 2 exons.